UUAAAAUUUAACGUAACGAUAUAAUUUGUUAUAUUUUUUAAGUUUCUUUUCAUUUUACACACAUUUAUCUUCGCUUUUUCUUUCAACGGGAAAUUAUAUGUCGUGUUGUGGACUACUUGGUAACAAUUAUUUGAACAAAAUAAACAGAGAAAUUUCAUCAAUCUAAACUACAGCACUAGUUCAAAGUUUACCCUUCAAAUAUCCGCUUACUAUGGCAGUAUCGGGUAGAAAUGUUGCCGAUUUUCAAAGUUCUAUAUCCAAAGGCUCAGCACAGGACUUUGACCAUGGCUGUGAACCAUGUUUGGCGAUUGGUCAGCAAAUAGAAGCUCAUGGAUUUUGUGUGGACUGUCAAGAAUAUCUGUGUAAGAACUGCUUUGCUUAUCAUCAAAGAACGAAGGCCUCAAAACAUCAUCAGUUGGUAAACAAAAAUAAUAUGGAUAAACAUGCUGUUAUCAAGAUGGAGUCAAACGAAUGCACCGAGAAGUGUCAAGUGCACAAAAAGGAAGUAAUUAAAUUUUUCUGCCCAAAACAUGAAGCACUCUGCUGCAAUGACUGUAUCGUCCUGAAUCACAGAGCAUGUGACAUUGACUAUAUACCUGAUAAAUGUGCAGGUAGCGGGGACAGUGCAGAGUUCAGAGAAGUACUGAGGGAGCUGGAUCAAAAAGUAAAUGAGGCUGAUAAUAUUAUAAAGCAUGCCUCACGUAGAGAAAAAGAAUUAGAUUCUUGCUAUGAUAAGCUAUUCAAAGUAAUUUCAAUGUUUCGCAAAGAGAUAAAUGAUCGCUUAGACCAGCUACAAAAGCAAAUCCAGACAGACGCUGACAAAAAGAUAUCCACACACAAACAAAUGGUAAAGAAAGUGCUUGAAACAUGCGAAACCACUUCUUCAGAUAUCAAACAACUACAGUCAAGACUACAAGAUUACAAAGCCUCACAGCAGAAUGGACAACUUUACAUUACAAUGAAACAAGCUAAAUCCAAACUAAAGUCAGACGAAAUAAAAGAGGCAGACAGAAGUUUAGAAAAGACAAACAUACAAUACACAUUUGAUCGAAACCAAGACCUGACAAACAUGCUUUCAAGAGAAGAUGCAUUUGGAAAACUCACUCUCUCUUCUUCUGUUGUAACUUCAAAUGAGAUAAAACCAAUUGACAAAUUGACUCAAAAAGAAAACAUAAAUAUAAAGACGAAAUCCGAUCGGCAUCAAUGCUGCAUCACAGGAUGUGUUGCCCUGUCCUCUAACAAAAUUGUGGCGGCUGACUCUAACAAUGUGAAACUGAAAGUUGUUGACAUAAAAAAUAAAACUAUAAUAGAAGAGACAACACUUCCUUCAGAACCAUGGGACAUUGCAGUAAUGCCUCAGGACCAUAUUGCUGUGACAAUGCCAGAGGAGAAAGAGAUCCAUAUAAUGACAACAUCUGGUAAAUUGUCGGCUGUCCGCAAGUUUCCAGUAAAAGGAGAAUGUAGAGGUGUAGUUUAUCAUCAAGGUCAUCUCUAUUUAGUUUGCAGUUAUCCGAAGUGUGUAUUUAUUACAGAUACAGAAGGUAACGUACAGAACACAAUUUUACUGCCCUGUAAUAAGAUGCAUGUAUUUAACAAUCCAUGGUAUUUACUGCUGAGUAAGGAUCUGAGACAUAUCUUCAUCAGUGAUUAUGGUAUCGACGGUGUCGUCAGUAUAACAUUACAAGGUGAUAUAUCUGCUGAAUACGAAUACGUUGAAAACCCACGGGGAAUGAUGAUGCUAGGCGAUGGAUCCUUGCUGAUGUGCCGCUGUAGGAAAAGUGGCAGCCUAUAUCGUAUCUCGGGUGAUUUGAAGCGGAGUCGCACAGUGAUAGAUGAUCUGUCGUACCCACGGUCUAUGUGCUAUAAUCGUGAUCAACAUGAGGUCUAUGUCGGAUGUUUGGGUGAUCAGAUGAUUGUGUUGAGUGCAAAAUAAUGAGUUUUAUGACACUGCAAAU
Messenger RNA from Mercenaria mercenaria, 1955 nucleotides. RefSeq lists its product as uncharacterized. The record is from RefSeq and is a predicted model, not a curated record. Lineage: Eukaryota; Metazoa; Mollusca; Bivalvia; Venerida; Veneridae. The transcript has a single exon. The coding region runs from base 212 to 1933 and encodes 573 amino acids.